CAGACGGCGACAAACGACAAUUUUAUCCCACACACUUUUCUUUAUUCGGCAAAAUGUCUUCCGUCGAUAUUAAGCCGGCCGGUUGGAAGUUGGUGGAGGUCGGAAGGGUGGUGACCCUGAGAUCAGGACCGUUCGAGGGCAAGCUUGCAACUAUUGUCGAAAUUAUCGACCCUGGCAGAAUCUUGGUCGAUGGUCCUUCAUCGAAAGAAGGCGCAGUUGUACCCCGACAGGCUGUGCCUACCAGCACCGUCUCCCUCACACCCUGGGUCAUCCCCAACCUACCGAAAGCUGCCGGUACGGGUCCGGUGAAGAAGCUUUGGGAGAAGCACGAGGUGGACAAGAAAUGGGCCGAGUCAAGCUGGGCGAAGAAGCGACAGCAACAAGACCGCCGGAAGAACCUGACAGAUUUCGAGCGAUUCAAGGUGCUGAGGUUGAAGAAGCAGGCGCGAUUCGAGGUUUUGAAGGCACAGGCGAAGGUGCGAGCUGCGGCAAAGGCAUAGCUGCAAGCAUGAUACAGGCGUCAAGUCAAAUUUCUCCCACCGUGUCUUCUUGGGAGCAGUGCGCAGUCACACUGUACCGAGGAGCAUGAUCUCCCGAUCAACAGUCACAACCACAUCCUGACUACUUUCUCUCGCGGUCUUCGGUAGCAACUACAUCGGCGUGCUAUUCGAGCGAGCUGUCCUUUGCAGAAACAUGAUACAAUAAAUUCAUGAAAUUGCAGACUUAUGGGUUAUCAAUUGGAAGCUUUUGGUUGGUGAUUUUGCGCGACGCCUAUGUCGACCUGAUUAUGUAUGAGGUGAAUUCUCGCCAAUCCCGCAAGUGCAAAAAUUACUCCCGGUGCGAAACAAAGAUGUCAUCGAGCUCUACUUUCCGGAGUACUGAUCAGACCCCAUGUCGACCGAGAUUUAUUGAUUCACGACCAAUAUGCAGAAAAAUUGGCCCUUCCAUGUG
Molecule: messenger RNA, 951 nt
Organism: Exophiala mesophila
Lineage: Eukaryota; Fungi; Ascomycota; Eurotiomycetes; Chaetothyriales; Herpotrichiellaceae
Exons: 4
Coding region: 54-500 (148 amino acids)
Biological process (GO): translation; ribosomal large subunit biogenesis
Cellular component (GO): cytosolic large ribosomal subunit; ribosome
Molecular function (GO): RNA binding; structural constituent of ribosome
Source: RefSeq, a predicted model, not a curated record